AUGGCGGAGGAGCAGCAGGGCGGCGGGUGGAUGAUGGAGUGCUGGGGCGCGGUGACGGAGCUGCGGUCGUGCACCAGCGAGAUCGUGCUCUUCUUCCUCAACGGCGAGUCCUACCUGGGCCGCGACUGCUGCAUCGCCAUCCGCACCGUCACGCUCCACUGCUGGCCCUCCAUGCUCGCCUCCAUAGGCUUGACCGCCCAGGAGGCCGACAUCCUCCGCGGCUUCUGCGACGCUGAGAUCCCACACGCUCCUCCCCCGCCGGCGCCGGCCGCCGUGCCGGCGCCUGCUGCGCAGCCAUGA
Messenger RNA from Triticum turgidum subsp. durum (durum wheat), 300 nucleotides. The record is from the annotation of a GenBank genome assembly. Lineage: Eukaryota; Viridiplantae; Streptophyta; Magnoliopsida; Poales; Poaceae.